This is a messenger RNA of Striga hermonthica, 882 nucleotides long. NCBI's taxonomy places the organism in Eukaryota, Viridiplantae, Streptophyta, Magnoliopsida, Lamiales, Orobanchaceae. The record is from the annotation of a GenBank genome assembly.
AUGGCUCACGUCGUUCGGCCGCUAAUUCAAUGGCCCCGGUGUUGCCGCAACCAAUCCGCGGUCACUCGCCUCCUCAGCCUCCGUUCUUCUUCAACACGCGCCACUGGCGGUUUUCCAUUCCUUGCGAUCUUCUCGAACUCGUGCCGAGAAGUUCACACCGGCUCACGCGCUUUCAAACUGCGCGGCUUCAAUUCUGUCCCCGGUGGCGGCAGCAAGAACGACGAUGAGGCUUCCGACGGCGUCGAAGUGAAGAGGAGCCGCAACGAGAAGAAGCGUGAUGCUCGACGCGCCGUGCGAUGGGGUGUGGAGCUUGCGAGCUUCUCUCCAUCUCAAAUCAAACGCAUCCUCAGAGUGGCCGAUCUUGAGGAGGAGGUGUUUGAGGCUCUUAUGUUAGUGAAGAAACUAGGCCGUGAUGUUCGAGAAGGAAAGCGAAGACAAUUCAAUUAUAUAGGAAGACUGAUUCGUGAAGUGGAGCCUCAACUAAUGGAUGGAUUAAUUCAGGCCACAAAAGACGGCGACCACCACAUGUUUCAAAAUUUAUCAGGGUCCGAUACAGUGGUUUCUGAAGAUGAAGAAGAAGAUGAUGAAGAAGAAAUUGCAGAUGAGUAUGACGAAGGGGAAUCUGUGGACAUUCAUGUUGUGACCAGAUGGUAUGAUGGGCUGAUCAAUAAGGAUAUUAGCAUUAUGAAUGAAGUUUAUUCACUUCGGGAAGUCGAGUUUGAUCGUCAGGAACUUCGGCAGUUGGUUCGUAAAGUUCACUCUACACUUGGGCGUGAAGCCAGUUUGGAUGAAAAUGAAAAAUCAGAAGCUUUCGCCACUAAUGCAAGAAAAUCCCUCACCCGUUUUCUUCAAGGUCUUGCAAAGCAGCUUCCAGCUGAUUAG